This is a messenger RNA of Colius striatus (speckled mousebird), 861 nucleotides long. It is a transcript of the gene CCDC92B, whose product is annotated as coiled-coil domain containing 92B. The transcript has 3 exons. The record is from RefSeq and is a predicted model, not a curated record. The coding region runs from base 16 to 861 and encodes 281 amino acids. NCBI's taxonomy places the organism in Eukaryota, Metazoa, Chordata, Aves, Coliiformes, Coliidae.
GUGAAUUUGGUCGCGAUGGAGACUGUGUCCCUGGAGCACCAGAUCCAGAGCGUGCAGCGGCACAUCGCUUUCCUGAAGAAGGAGCAGAUGGAGCUGCUCCAUGACCUGCACCUGGAGAUCCUCCGCUUGCAGAAGCACUGCUCAGAGCUUACCCAUGACCUGGAAAUAAAAGAGUUGGAAGCUCGGCAGCAAGAUGUGCUGGACCGGGAGCUGGAGGAGAAGUGCCGGGCGAUGGAGGCCCAGCUGCAGGAGAAAGAGAAGGACAACCUGGAGCUGCGCAAGGAGCUGCAGCACAAGGAGGCGCUGGUGGCCGCGCUGCGGUGCAGCCUCCGCAACAAGGAGCGCCGGUUCCUGGAGGAGCUGAAGCGGCGGAGCCACCGCGUCACCAUCCUCGACACGGAGCUGCAGAAGCAGACGGAGGCGGCCGCUUACCUGUCGCUGCAGCUGCACGCCACGGCCCAGCGCCUGCCGGGCCCCCGGGCCGGGGGGCGGCCGACCCGCGAGCAGCCCCCCACCGGCGCCCCGGCUGAGGCCAGGCCCCGGCGCCGCAGCCACCGCGCUCACCCCCGGCGCCCGCCCGGGGACGGCGCCCGCCACAGGGACCCCACGCGGGAGGAGCACGACGCCAUGCCUGACCCGGCCCUCUUCCUCUACACGGCGCGGCCGCACGCCCCACAGCACCCGCCGCCGGAGCCCCCCGGCCAGGCCCGCGGCACGGCCAGCACCGCCACAGCCCCCGGGGCACAGAGGCCCCCUCAGCAGCCCGGGCGGGAGCCGGCGGCCAGGGCCAGGUCGGCCAAGGGCGAGCCCGGCAAGAGGCAGAGCUCUGGCCCCCGCGGCGCCCCCCGGGCCCAGGAGUAG